Molecule: messenger RNA, 1047 nt
Organism: Acanthosepion pharaonis
Lineage: Eukaryota; Metazoa; Mollusca; Cephalopoda; Sepiida; Sepiidae
Source: the annotation of a GenBank genome assembly
AUGCUGGCGGCUCGUUCGAAGGGGAUCAAUGAUCGCCUGAUGUCCGUCCGCCUUCCGCUCCCCAGGAAAAUGAUCGCCACACUGAUCAGUACGUACGCCCCCGCCAUAACUAACCUUGACGAAAAGUUGGACAACAAGCUCCCACCACCCAACACAGACCCGCACGUCGAUGCGGAGGCGGAAUGGACUCAUUUUCGUGAUGCUGUCUAUACUGUAGCCUCGGAUGUUGUGGGACCCAUCACCCGCAUGCACCAGGACUGGUUCGACGACAACAAGUUUCACAUCCAUACUCUACUGGACAACCCAUCCUCCACAUCUAAGAAGAAAUCCUUCAGGGCAAUCGGGAGAGUUGUUCGGUUUGAACCACACUGCAUGAAAGAUGAAUCGCUUAGCGAGCGAGCCGACACCACCGAGUCCUACGUAGAGAGGAACUUCUACAGUGCUCUCAAGACCGUCUACUUUCCCACUUCGUCUCGGACAUCCUCCCUCCUCAGUGCAGAUGGAAGCGCAUUGAUCUCGGACAAGAAGAUACUUGAGGGCUGGGAAGAACACUUCAGCGAUCGCAAAGGGAACAAGAACGCCUGUGACAAACACCGCCGCAUCUUGCUUUCCAUCGCUGGGAAAAUUCUGGCCCGCGUCUUGCUCUAUCGUCUUAACGCACACCUAGUACGUGACCUGUUCUCCGAGAGCCAGUGUGGAUUCCGCGCGGAACGUGGUGUUCGCAGCUCGGCAGUUGCAACAGAGAUGUCGGUAGCAGAACGUCGGACUUUCCAUGACGGCAUGAAUGCGAGAGUUCGAGAUGACGGCGUGUAUUCCCAGCCGUUCCCCGUCACCAGCGUGCUGGUCCCAACCCUGUUCAACAUGUUGUUUUCCGCCAUUCUAAAGGACUCUCUCCGAGGAGACAUCGGUAUAGGCCGCCGCUACCGUACUGACGGUAAACUCUUCAAUCUCGGAGAUUACAGGCAAAGAAAAAAGUGCAUGAUGAUACGGCCCUUGACUUCCUGUUCGCCGACGACUGACUGCGCUCAAUGCCAGUACCCAGUCUGA